This is a messenger RNA of Pygocentrus nattereri (red-bellied piranha), 6406 nucleotides long. It is a transcript of the gene rapgef1a, whose product is annotated as Rap guanine nucleotide exchange factor (GEF) 1a. NCBI's taxonomy places the organism in Eukaryota, Metazoa, Chordata, Actinopteri, Characiformes, Serrasalmidae. Bases 177 to 3536 code for a protein of 1119 amino acids. The record is from RefSeq and is a predicted model, not a curated record. Gene Ontology annotation, biological process: positive regulation of GTPase activity; Ras protein signal transduction. Gene Ontology annotation, cellular component: plasma membrane. The transcript has 25 exons. Gene Ontology annotation, molecular function: guanyl-nucleotide exchange factor activity.
AGGAGAAAGUGAGCGGAGACAGGAGAGAACGGGCUGAGGAGGAGCAGAGCGAACAGAGAACGAGAGAGAGAGAGAGAGAGAGAGAGAGAGUCCGGGUACGAUGCUGGAAUAACGGGGAAAGAAACCACCACAGCGCCGAAUCUCCCGCAGGACCGCGGGCCGCAUCUGUGUCGAAGAUGUCUGGGAAACUCGACAGUAAGCAGGACUCCCAACGUUCUCACUUGUCAUCCUUCACAAUGAGGCUGAUAGACAAAUUUCAUUCCCCCAAGACCAAAAGGACGCCUUCAAAGAAAACAACUAAGCCUCCACCAGAGCGUCAAAGUGUCAAGACUGCUGAGCAGCCUAUCACUAAGAAUCACAGUCGGUUGGACGAUCAGGAGAAAGAGGUGGUUAGUGCCUUGCGUUACUUCAAGACAAUAAUCGAUAAGAUGGCGGUGGACAGGAAAGUUCUGGAGAUGCUUCCUGGCUCUGCCAGUAAAGUACUGGAGGCUGUCUUGCCUUUUGCGCAGCUUGAUGCCAAGAUUCAGAACAGUUCGUCUGUGCAGUCCUGUCUCAGUCGAGUGUAUCAGAGUCUUGGGAACCUCAUCCACUGGUCCGAUCAGGUGAUGUUGGAAGGAAUUAACCUGGAGGAGAAGGAGACCAUUGGGGCUGUCACUACUAUCAUCAAAGCAGUGCUGGAUAGUGUAAAGGAAUUGGUGAAGCUGAUAGAGGAGAAACAAGAGCAUCCCUCACCGACCUCUCCCAAAGCCAAACCUGUGCCAUCAGUCACCAGCUCAGAAAGUGUCCCAGAGCCUCCUGUUAUAGAGACGGAAGAUGAGAACUUGACUAACUCCUCUGCCUUGAGCCAUUCCACCGAGGCCCUGACGGACGUGCCCCCAGCUGAGGAAGUGGCCCCUCCCAAACCUCCACUACCUGGACUCAAAGUGCCUGAGCACUGUCCCCCAGCUCUUCCUCCUAAGAAGCGUCAGUCAGCUCCAUCUCCUACGCGAGUUGCUGUCAUCGCGCCGAUGAGCCGCACCACAAGUGGAUCCAGUCUUCCAAUUGGCAUCUGCAGACAGGACUAUGAAGCAGAUGCCUUACAGAGGCGUUUCUCUGGUGGCAGUCACUCAUACGGAGGGGAGUCCCCACGGGUGUCUCCCUGUGGCAGCAUGGGCAAGCUGAGCAGGUCAGAUGAGCAGCUGUCUUCGCUGGAGCAGGACAGUGGACAGUGCUCUCGCAACACUAGCUGUGAGACACUAGAUACAGCAGAGAGCUACGACCCUGACUAUGACUUUCUUAGUCAGGAUUUAUCCACUGUGGAUCAGAUCCCUCUCCCUACAGGAGGCUGUCUUAGCCCCCUUCCUGAGUCCCAUCGAGAGUCGUCCUCCAGUCCCAGCCAGUUUCCGUAUGGCUCACCUUCUCUUCUUCAACCUGCUCUCCCGCAUCACUCUCACAUCAUUGCACCUCCGGCUUUGCCUCAAAAGAAGCGACGUAGUGGUAACCCUCCGACCCCCUUUGAUGGAUUGACUUCUCGUGCUACAUUUGAGCGGCUCCACUCCCAAUAUGAUAACGUACCUGAUGAUGAAAUGCAGGUGCCACCCUUCCCCCUGUUCACCCCUAUCACACCUAUGCCCCUCUGCGACCCUGCGGGGUUCGGGACAGACUUUGUCGCCUCAGAGAAUGCUCUCGUUCCUCAGAGUCCUCCACCUCUACCUGAAAAGAAGAGUAGACACAUUCUGAAGUACAUGCAGUUUAUGGAGGAUUACUCUGAGCCUCAGCCGUCCGUCUUCUACCAGACGCCACAGAGCGAGAGCAUCUAUGAGCAGCGCAACAGACACUUACAGGAAGUGUACGGCUUCAACGACUCGUUCAGCAGCAGCGACUCUGUGCAUGAGCCACUCCCUCCCCCUGCGCUCCCACCCAAGCAGAGACAGCUGGCCUCCUCUCACUCUGCGUCUCCUUCCUCGUCCUCCUCUUCCUCUUUGUCGUGCCACCUGCAGCAGUGUGCCAGCGGGCUGGGUUCUGCUGAGGUGGAUGCUGCAUUCAGCCUGUCCAUCUCUAGCUCCUCUCUGGGCUGUCAGGCCUCUCCUCCUGCCCCCGUGAGCCAGAAUGCUAGCGAUGAGGGUGGCGAGGGUGAGUACGUCAAUCUGUAUUCAUCCAGCCAGGCCAACGGGGACCUGCCGCUCUCUAAUGGAGACCCCAGCUGUGGAGCGGAGGAUUCACUCCAGGAUUCAGCCUCAGACCACAGCAAAGAGCAGAUCACCUCAGACAGUUGGAAACAGAAGUGUGCGGACUCGGACCUGAGCUCAGAGGAGCUGAAUGAGCUGUCGUUGGUGGACCACACUGAGAUCAUGGCACGCAUCACACUAAAGCAAGAGAAUGACGAUGGCCCUGAUGUCCGAGCAGGAUCAGGGGAUAUUUUACUCGUCCAUGCUACAGAAACAGAUCGCAAAGAUUUGGUUCUAUACUGUGAAGCUUUCCUGACAACGUACAGGACGUUUCUAACCCCAGAGGACCUCAUUAAGAAGCUCCACUAUAGAUAUACUAGGUUUUCUCACAGUUCAGAUAACAUCCAAAAGCGAGUGAGCAAAAACACCUUCUUUGUGCUCGUGCGUGUUGUGGACGAGCUGUGUUUGGUGGAGCUGACUGAAGACAUCCUGAAGCAGCUGAUGGAGUUAGUCUUCAGUCUGGUGUGUAACGGGGAGCUUAGUCUGGCUCGGGUUCUCCGUAAGAACAUUCUGGAUAAAGUGGAGCAAAAGAAGCUGCUCAGCUACACAAACUCACUCAAGACGCUGGCAGCCCGCGGUGUAGCUGCCAGGCCGGGUACACUUCAUGACUUUCGUAGCCAUGAGAUUGCAGACCAACUCACACUGCUGGAUGCUGAGCUGUUCUAUAAAAUAGAGAUCCCUGAGGUCCUGCUCUGGGCAAAAGAACAGAAUGAAGAGAAGAGCCCCAACCUUACUCAGUUCACAGAGCACUUCAACAACAUGUCUUACUGGGUGCGCUCUAUAAUAAUCCAGCAGGAAAAAGCCCAGGACCGGGAAAAACUCCUCCUCAAGUUUAUAAAAAUUAUGAAGCACUUAAGAAAACUUAAUAACUUCAACUCCUACUUGGCAAUAUUGUCAGCGCUGGACUCUGCACCUAUUCGGAGACUGGAAUGGCAGAAGCAAACCUCAGAGGGCCUCGAGGAGUACUGCACUUUAAUCGAUAGCUCCUCUUCCUUCCGGGCAUACAGAGCAGCGCUGGCAGACGUAGAGCCCCCCUGCAUACCCUACCUAGGUCUAAUCCUUCAGGACUUGACUUUUGUGCACCUUGGUAAUCCAGACUUCAUCGACGGAAAGGUGAACUUCUCAAAGCGCUGGCAGCAGUUCAACAUUCUGGACAGCAUGCGGCGCUUCCAGCAAGUGCAUUAUGAACUCAAACACAACGAUGACAUUGUCUCCUUCUUCAAUGACUUCAGUGACCAUCUCGCUGAGGAGGCGUUAUGGGAGCUUUCUCUGAAGAUCAAGCCUCGCAAUAUCACACGACGCAAAACAGAACGGGAGGAAAAGACAUAGGGGUCCGUUCAUGAACAGGACUCUGUUUAAAGCGAGCAUUGUGGACACAUGAGAAAAAGCAAUUAGAGGUGACUGGGAUGGCAGCUACGAGACUGGUGGGAUACUGCAUUUCCGCAACAGUUUACAGGACCUCUAUAUAUUUGUGUGUAUGUGUGUGUGUAUGUAUGUAUGAGUGUGUGUGUGUAUGCGUCUCGGCACUGCAUCUUGUGAACAUUUGGGUGGAAGAGAGUGCAGAGCACAAAGAUGUGACUAGACAUUUGCUCCUGAAUCCUCUCUGGAUCUAGUAUUUAACGAGAUUCAUGUUGGACGUUGUGAUGUGGAACUUGAGGUGAUUGGCUCUCGCCAUUCAGAUGCAUGACGUUUCAGUGUGCCAGCACUGUGAGCCAAUGGAGACUGUGCCUCUGUGGCACCCAGCCUGUGAAACGGUGCCAUCAUUUCUGAGGAAAUGGCUUUAGAUGGUGCAAAUGAUGUUCCACAACUAUGGAGAUUUUUUUAUGGAGAAAAUGCACAUGGACGACUGUUUACUAAGGACUCUAGAAGGAGUGUUGUAUGUAUUUACGAUCCCAAUUUUAACAGCUUUCAGCAUUUGGCACUAGGUCUUGGUAUCUGUAUACAGUUAUUAUUAUUAUUAUUCUUGUUAUUAUUAAUAGCAUGAUCCAAAUGCUUAUGGGAAUUUCAACUGGCUUAGCACUUUACUUGGCUUAAAAUGUUUACUUUAAUAAGUUUUCGUCGUUGCCCCACUGAGAUAACCUGGUUUACUCUGAGCUGGCUGGAUUGCUAGUUCUGUCCUCACUUCCCCUUUGGGGACCUAUUGGACCUCAGUGAUUCUUCCAGUGUCCUCUGCUACGAAAUGCUCCGGACAUGUUCUUAGUAACGCUACCCAUGCUAAAAAGCUGAAUAGAAAUGAGAGGCGCUCUUCAAAUCAAGUCUUCCAGCGAUUAUUUAUUAAACUUCUUGCUAUUUUUCAGGGAAAUGUCAUGUUUUUGAGUAAGUUUUGUGAAUUGUGUAGUUAAAUUCGAAUACUCAUCACAGCUAGUAGUGUACCCUACCAUUUCUUGUUGUUUGUGGUUAUUGCUAGAAAAAAAAGCUGAGGCAUUUACAGAUAAACAGGUAAUGCUGUCUAUCAGCUGAGAAAGAUCCAUCAAAGGGUGUGAGACUAUGUCCAAGAUGUUAACAGUUCCACAGCACAUUUCAUUGAACUUUUACAGUGUGCGCUCAUAACCUGAUACCAAGUGCCUAAAGCUGUUCAAAUGGUGGGAUGAUUUCUGUCCUUUAUUUUUGUAUAAUGCAGUUCUCCUUUGGGGUUUUGUGUUUUUUAAAGGAUUUUACACAGACACUUUUGGAGAGACUUAUUCUCCCUUUCUCUCAACGGUAUGAGAAGCGCUCGUACAUGCACUUAAAAGCUGUUCUUGAGCAAAAGAAAAAGGCUGUGAUGAGGGUCAGACAAGCCAGUGCAUACAUACACACAGCCAUACAUAGAGGACUAAAGCUCAAGUCACUCUCUAGGGUGUGAAAAUAAUGGGUACUGUGAGAGGAACCUCAUCCUUUAUUAGAAUUAUCGGGAUUUACAAUCCCAGUCAGUAAUCAGUGCAUCUGAUAGGUCAGUUUUGAGUACUGAACAGCAGAGGCUUGUGGUUCACAGCAAACCACUCUGUACAACAUGCAAUAGGUACGUGUACCAUGUCAGGCCUGUGUGUGUAAUUUCUGAUUGUGGCUUUCACAGACCAAGCCUCGAUCAGUCCAAAUGGAGAAGAGACUAAAUGAAUUCUCUGUACCAUCUUGAAGAAAAUGAAAAACAUGUACUUCUGUACACUCAUCCCUCUGAAACUGCUUAAACAAGACACAUAUCACCAUUUCUUUGGCAUUAGUGUGUGAAUCAUUUCUCAUUAUCUGCUCCAGUAAAGCACACAAUGUGCCUCAUUAGUGAGUUUCAGGCAUGCACUGUGGCAGGUCUUCCUACUUCAGUUUCACAUUGUACUGCUGACCCUAAGCAGGAGCUGGACAUACAGCCUGUUUUACAUACCAGCAUGGUGACUGUGGAAAUGAAUGAUAUGCAGUGUUGAGCCAAAAGAUGACCACUUGCCUAAUAUGCUUUUGGUUUUUCAUGUGCCACCAAAACAGCUCUAACUUGCUGCUUCCAAGACCUCUGAAGGGUGCCCUCCUGGUGCCAUCACUUCCCCUGGUAAACAACAAACACGUACCUUGAGAUGUGUGUGGACAACAGGAUUCAUUGGCCCUUCGUCCACUGCUCCAAGAUCAAGCUCACAUGCCUAUAUAGGCGCUUUCAGUGGUUAGCAGAAGUUAACAUGAUUGGACUAUGACUGGAUCGCUCUCAUGAAUAGUCACCACCGCUGACCAGGAGCACACCUCAAGCCUCGUCAUUUCAGACAUGGUCUGACCCGGUCGUCCAGCCAUAACCUUGGUAAUUUAGCCCAGGUCUUUACGCCUGCCCAUUUCUUCCGCAUCCAAGACGUCGACUGCAAGAACCAACUCUUCACUUGUCGUCUAAUAUAUCUCAGACUUCUGCUCCAUCUGUGAGGGGCCAUAAUGUAUUGGCUCUUCAGUGCAUCUCAUGAUAUUAGAGAGGAAUUCAAAGUGAUUCAGAGUUUUGGAUGUGAUGUGCUUUGAACGAGAAACAGAUAUUUAUAAUAAUUUUAUUAUAUUUUGUAGUGAUUUUUUUUUUAAUACAGCCAAUGACUGUUAUGUAUCUUCUGUUGCUUUUACGUGUAAUGUUGAAGGUAAAAUAAUGGCAUAUCCAAGAAAGAUUAAGUUCUGUAUGUCCUUACAAUACCUUGUAUGUAUGUACCUAUCCACCAAUAAUGUGUUAAAAAAUAGUUUUAGGCCAAAAGCUUAUAAAACAUUACUUCAAU